AUGUCAUCUCAAAACGAGAAUGAUAAUGAAACCCGCCACAUCGGGCCUUGGUCAAAAGAAAAAGAUGAACUUUUAUUAGAGUUGAUUAGAACAAUGGAUAACAAACGUUGGAAAGCAAUUGGUGAAAAGUAUGGUCGGCGCGAUGGAAAGCAAUGUCGAGAGAGAUGGGUAAAUCAUUUGGAUCCUAAAUGCAAGUAUUCAACAAUCAAGAACCAAAAAAUAUUCUUUAUGUUAAUAUUAUGCAUAGUAAAUUACGAACCGUUCACCGAAAAAGAGGAUCAACACAUAUUACAAUUAUACGAAAAACAUGGAACAAAAUGGGAAGAUCAGCAAACAUGA
Messenger RNA from Ambispora gerdemannii, 339 nucleotides. Lineage: Eukaryota; Fungi; Glomeromycota; Glomeromycetes; Archaeosporales; Ambisporaceae. The record is from the annotation of a GenBank genome assembly.